AUGAGGUGCGAAACUUCAGGACAUACUUUGGCAUGCAUAGGAUCGCCAGCUCGAGUGCUGAAUGAGCCACACCUGGAAAGUUAUUUUGUGGUAUGGUUGCGAUUUCAACUGACGCUAUCUGUCGUGAACUGCACCUUAAAUCACCCUUUCAUGAUACACAUCAAAACAGUACGACUCAAGCAGAAGAUUCCUUUGACCUUCUUACAAAAGUCUUAUGAGUUCUCUUUGAUACAUGCCAAUUGGGUCGUCAGGCUACUCAAUCAUAUGGAUGAAGCCAGAUUGAUGCUUCACGACCCCUUUCUUGGUCACUUGGUCGCAAUUGCAGCAUCGAUACACCUGGAACAUACCAAGAGCCAGUAUCCAACUGUAGCUGCGUCUGCGAAACAGAAAUUCGAAAAAUGCUCGGACUUUGUGAAAAGACUCUCGCAAGAGUGGCCGCGAAUGCAAGUCACUGCUUCCCUUCUCGAGCAGCUGAAGGCACGAAUCCCUUAUCGUUCAAUUUUAAACUAUGUUGAGGAAGAAUACGACGGUGCAGCCCCACCCGAAGGAGCCAACCAAGUACACCUUGAGGAAGAAGACUUGCUAUUGCUAUGGAGGUUGUUCGACUACGCAUUGACAUCGCCUAAGUCAAACUCAGAGUGUGAUUUUGACGAGGAGUCUAAUACCGCUAUGCACAGCGUACCACCGCUCUUCAACGCUUCGUCGAAUGUUGCAAAUAAUCAAUUGUCUAUCAAUCCGAGUCCGAGUUCAUCUGCUGGUAUGUUGAUUCAGACAACCAGCGCAGGACUGGAAGACAUUGCAUUUCAGGCGUACGGUGACACAUCUGUAUCCGGCGGAACUGCGUUCAACUACUUUCCUGACGAUAUCGAUUCACUUCAUCCGCGAUAG
This is a messenger RNA of Alternaria postmessia, 888 nucleotides long. RefSeq lists its product as uncharacterized. The transcript has 4 exons. Bases 1 to 888 code for a protein of 295 amino acids. The record is from RefSeq and is a predicted model, not a curated record. NCBI's taxonomy places the organism in Eukaryota, Fungi, Ascomycota, Dothideomycetes, Pleosporales, Pleosporaceae. Gene Ontology annotation, cellular component: nucleus.